Symbiodinium sp. CCMP2592 is the source of this 2091-nucleotide messenger RNA. The record is from the annotation of a GenBank genome assembly. NCBI's taxonomy places the organism in Eukaryota, Dinophyceae, Suessiales, Symbiodiniaceae.
AUGGAAGUGGACUGCACGCGGAUUGCAGUCCAUGCGGAGUUCAAAGACUUGGAGCGUUCCCUGGGAGCUGUGUACUACAAUUUUCCGCAUGCAGGAGCUGUUGGUGGCUUCUUUGAUGGCCAUCCACUGGUCAACUGGCGACACGAGAACCUGAUGCGGCUAUUCUUCAGGGCAUUACGUGCCUAUGUGAAGCCUGGUGGCAUAGUGAAGGUCGCAUCGAACCAGGGCGCGGUUGGCGUCCGGUAUUCCUACAUCAUCUGUUCGGCCGCAGAGAACGAGUUUCGGCACGUGGAGACCGUACCAUUUCUGCAGUGGAGUUUGCACCGCUACGGCCGGUCCUAUGGAGAUCGUCGUGAUACUUACAGACGGCCAGAUGAGGGGGAGGGUUACAACGUUCAGCGCGCUGAAAAGGACAUGGUGUACACAUUCAAGUAUGAGCCCAGUGGUCGCACUCUGCUUCCACAAGAUAUCCGCAUGCCACCGACCUUCAAGACAAUUGAGGCAUGUCCAGACGGAGCCUUCGAGGGCAUGAGCGGCGAGUCAAGGAAAAACCUGGCAAAGCAGCUCUACAAACGCUUCCAAGUGGCAGGCUUUGCAAUCGGCGGAGGAAAAAGAAGUGAUGGAUCCGAGUGCAAGCCGGGAAGCCAAAGGCGAGAUGCAAGCAAUGAGAACAGCGCUGAAUCUGCAGGUGCUGCUGCAAAAGGCACUGCCACGGGUUUCGGCGGAGCGGCCAGCCAAGGUUCCUCCACCACAGCUAUGCCAGAGUCGAUACCGUCUCCGCCAGUGGCGACACCACCGCCAGCUGGACAGGACUUCGCUGGAUGCGGCCAGGGUGCCUACUCUGGGUAUCCGUGUGCGCAGCAGUUUUCAAUGCCGCACAUACAAAGUUGCAUGGCACAGCUGGGAAUGGCUGGUAUGAUGGGUGGGCCGGGCAUGUGCGGCUAUGGCGCAGCGCAGUCACCCGAGGGCUCCAGAGUUGAGGCCCUGGAGCGCACAAUCAAGGAAAUGCAGGAGAAGCUCAAGGACUUGCGAGACUCCUUGGACAAUGAGCGACAAGAGCGCUCCAAGGUGGAGUUUCGACUCCAAUGUGCCGAAAGGCGUUUGCAAGACGAGGAGUCUCGAAGCAGUCGUGCUGAAGCGCGAGUGGCUGCAGUUGAAGCUGCAGCCAUGAAGCAAGAGGCACUGGUGGAAGGACUCCGACACCAACUGGAAAGGUCGCAGCCAACCGACGAUACCAGGCUCGUGAACGCUUUGCAGAAGAAUUUAGAGGAGCAGUUGGCACCACUUCGCCGCGGGCUGGAACAGAAAUCGUCUGAAGAGAUGCGGCUGCUCACCAAGGUCGUGGAACAGGCCGACUCCAACACAGCCUUAAAGCAGCGGCUGGAGGCCCUGGAGGGCAGGCUUGACAGGAUGGGCCUCGACCUGCCCGUCAUGACCAUAAGGCCUCCUCCAGAGCGCGCAUCAUACUUCCAAGCGUUACAAGUGCAGCAAAGUGGACGGCGCUUGGCAAAUGGAUGUGAGGAGCUGCAAAAUCAGUACAAGCGAGCCCACUCUGCCAUGACGGACGGGUCAGCCAUGGCGACCGCAAUCCAGCUGGAUGGAACAACCAUGACCAAAAUGAAGCCAGCCGCGGAGGUGCUGGUCGAUGGUUGCACCAGCCACGAGCAGGCAUAUUCAAUGCAGGAGAUGUUCGUCGACUGGUUCCCCAAUGGCCUCAAGUUGAUGUUUAAGAUCAAGCCUCGAGCUCAGAAGCUUGAGGUCUCCGUGAAUGAAAAAACAUUGGUGUCAAAGAGCAUCUCCAAGCUCUUGGAAGAGGAUGUCACAGGACUUUGGCCGACAGACAAAGCGAAGAUCAAGGCUGAGAUUCGCGGCUGGCUUGAGGACUCGCCCAAAGAGCUUCUUCAAAAAGCCACAUUGCGUGACCCUUCUGUGAGAGAAAAGACGGGCAGCAGCUGGUUUGAGAUCAUCGGCUCGAUCACGGUCAUUCUGUCGAUCGGUGUUGGCAUAUACACACUGACAUACCUUAUGGCACUCGGUCUUAAGUCAGGACCUAGAGAAGAGACUGAGCCUUUGGACAACUACGAGCUCUGA